UGAGGAUGCAUCAUACUUUGAUUUCAAAGGUGCUUCAAAGAGCUUUCCUUCCCUCAGCUCUUGCCACCUCUGUGACCUGAUGGCUACAGAUACUUACCUUGGGAUCAGUAUCUUCAGAGCAAACUUAGAAAACAAAUUUCUUCUUCCCAGUCAUCACUUACAGUAAACCUGGGUUCAGGGGAAGAUUUCAUCGGUGCUGUGCACUGUAAAAGGCCCAGUAAGUGCUUGAAGACCAUUAUCUCAACCUGGGAACCUGUUGCAGAGUUUCCAAAAUAGAAAUGUCUCAGACUUCAUCCCUAUUUUAUUUUGUUGAAUAACCUUGAAAGAAGCCUCUUUUUAGAAUUGAAGCAAUCCAUUAGUUUCUGUUGUUACUCCUGAUUAAGAUUUAUGCUCAAAUGUGCUGUUUGGUUGAGCAGUUGGUUGCCCAUGUGCUCUCUUCUAUUCCUAAGUGGUAGGAUGUUACAAUGAUGUGAAUCCAUUUAGUCUCUAUUUCUGCCUGUUCUCCCACACCCCCUGAAUACAAGGGUUUCUGUCCUUUAAGUCCCAGACAGCAGGUGGAUCUAAAAGUCUUCCUGCAUUACAGUACAUGCCAUAACGUGCCUGAACAGGAGGAAGGUCUGAAUUGGUCAUCCUUGAAUCACCCUAGAUAGUUCAGCUAGGCUUUGUGCUUGUCUGGCAACUUAAAAAAUACCACCCUAGAAUUAGUGGGGAAAUUAGACAUUUAAAUUAUCUCUUGGGCUGAUACUGUUUUAGUAAUAUUUGAUUUUGACAUCAAACUGUGGGGAGUGACUUUAUAGUAAUGGGGAAUAAGGAAUCAUGGCUUCAGUCACUAGGAAGUAUUUAAUUGAAUUGCUGGACUGAAAGGGAUGCCUGACUCUUGCUUUUUGAGCAUGAUAUUAUUUGAUCUGACAAGUAAGAAGUUGCAUAUGCACCAGUUCUGGGAUGGUUCACAAAGCACAGUGUGUGAAUUCCUGUCAUAUAUGUUUCACAAGAAUUUUUCUAUUCCCUUCUCUACUUACUAUCUGUCCUUCCUUGUGUGUCGUAGAAGUUUAAUCUCUGUCUCUCCUCUGUAAUUUCCGGAGCCUAUUUCCAUCUCCCCAGACUUUAACUCGGGCAGUGUACAUCAAAUAUCAUACUAAGCUCUGGUUACCUAGAUUUUGUCUCUGUUGGGUAAUCAGUGCUUCAGGCAAGUAGUAAAAAUCCUCGUAAGUUUUAAGGUUAUUGAGUGUAAGCUUUAGAGUGAAUUGUGUAUCGUAGAACUGAAAUAAAAGUAGGAACUGUUCAUCUCAACAUGUGUAUUUAUGCUCCUUUUUACAAUGUCACAAAGCAGAAGCACAGUGUAGUUAGUGGAGUCUGGUUCUCCUGGUGACUUCUAUGUUUAUAUCAUAAGCAGCCUGCUGAAAAGGGGACAGCUUGCUUCCAGGAGCUGAGCCUUUACAAGGACUACACUUUACAGCUUGCAGUUUAGGAGUAAAGUGUAAAUGUCACAUAUGAAGGGACAUAUCUCCCUACAGCAUAGACAGUGCAAGCAGUGCAAGAGGGAAGAAGCUGCUAUCUGAUUUGUCCAUUUGAAUUAUCAUUUGCAGUGGUCUUUCAGGGUCACAGAUGUACAAAGUUGCUGUGCCAGCCAGACUUGCCUUAGGGAAAAGGGAGUUCUCAAGAUGCUUAGAAAAUGGUUCUUUGUAUUAAUAAAGUGUUGUUUUGUUUUUAGUUUUGACUUGUUGACUUAAAGAAGUCAUGCAUGGAGGCAGUAGAUGUGCAUGUCUGAAACCAGAAGUCUAUAUAGAUGGAAAUCAGUUGGGUUUUGGUAUCCUGUGAUGAUAAUGAUUUCAGUAACUUUUCUGAAUGAGGAAGGACUUAUACCAGCCAUGCUCACCACCGUGUCUCAAUCUUGUUCCACAUCAGCCUCUCUUGGCAGAAUCACCUGUGAGAAGUGCUAAGGAAAGAUGAGUGAUUUUGAGUUCUUUUUUUCCUCAGUAGUGGUGAGAAUGGCUGUGCCAGGCUUUUUCUGCAAUCAGCAUUCCCAGCUUUUGCAUGGGAAGCCCUUUGGUUUUUAAUGUCUCCAAUUCUGUUUAGGUCAGCAUUGUCUUGUGGAGUCUUUAAUGAGCAGAUCCAGAGUAAGAUGUUUAGCUGGGUUGUGGUUAGUGUUUGUAUUCUUUGUGGUAAAUGUGAAUGAUUCUGCUCAGCCUAAUUUUCUUUCUUUAGGGCUAAGUUAAAUUAAAUUACCUUACUCUUGCUGUAGUUUAAUAGCAUCUCAAGGGCUGUGACUUUGCCUCAGCUGGUGUCUUAUAACUUGUUAAGCAGCAAUAAUUUGAUCAUGCAUCUGAGUCCUGAGGCAAAUUCAUCCUUCGUUUUCACUUGACAGACUGCCCUUAAACCAGAGGGAAUCUGCUUGCUUGUAAAUGUUUAUUCAGAGCUUCCACCACCUCUUACCAAGUUUUGAACUUGAUUAAAACUAAGAGAUUAAGGUCAAAACAAGUCUGCCCUUAGUCCCUUUGUUUAGUUCUUCUUGUGGGUGAGAUGGUCUCCGAGUUAGAGUCAAGUGGUGCAGGAGAUACGGCAGAGAAACUGGUAGAGCUCAGUUUAGAUGAAUCAAGAUUUUACUGGUCUGACAAACACUUUUUUUUCAAUUUGAAUUUCCUAUUUGAUCCUGACAUAUUGUUAUUUGAUGCAGUAAGUGGCUUUAUGUGGUAAAACUGAUUUCUGUUGUUGUUCCUUCUUGGACAGACCAGCUGUGGAAGUCUUCUACCAUGAACUUAGGAUGUGGGAGGAAAACAGGAUGGUUACUGAAGAGGUUAAAUGGCCAGCUGUGAUCAGAAUCAAUUAUUAAGUCCAACUUUCAGUCAUGGCAGAUAUUUUUGGAUGGCUGGAUGACAGGCUUAAGUUUUACCUAGAUGCAGGGACCUGACGAUGGUUGAAAAAGGGUGCUGAGCCAUGGGGAGAAAGUGAACAGCAGCACUGACUGAGGCCAAAUAAAAAUGGGUUGGACAGGAAUAUCUUAGACUGAUUAGGACACAACUACUUGCAUUUUUAACUGCCCUUUUUUCUUUUAGAAGAGAAGGAGGGGAUAUUUGUGCUUAUUUUUUAAUAAAGUCUAAUAAUAGUAAUUAUUUUUAUCUGUGCUAUGACUGCAUUAUUUAUAUUGCACGCACUUUGAAAAAAAUGCUUUCUUCUUUGUAGUGCAUUAAAGUUCCCCUGCUUGCUCGGGGUUUCUUGUUACCUCUGAAAUACGAAUACCAAAUUUAGUAGGCUGAAGUAAUUAAUGACAAAAGGAAGGAAAGUUUCAGCAAUGUCUUCACUCUACCUUUUUGUCUGCUUUUCUCCCUCUGAGUAUGACUGCUCUGUUUGCUGUACCUGAUGAUGAUUCUUUAUGGGGAGGAAUGUGGAUGAAAGAGCAUAGAUCUCCCUUUUGUUUUAAAGUUGUUGGGGAGUGGAUGAAACAGGCUUCAGGAAAACGGAAGCCCUGCUGACUAUUAAUAUUUUAUAAAUUGUGACACAUUUUUGGUUUUAGUGCUUUUCUCCCAUGACUUUUUUUCCUUAAGCCCAUGGUUUUCUUACAUUGAGGCUUUGAAGGACAGGUGAAAAAGGCCCAAGAAACAGAUGUAUCUCAGGAAUUGGAGCUUUCCACCUGUAAAUCAGGCAUUCAGACUGUGCUUAUAUUUAUUUGAAGCUGUAUUAAAUAUCAGUCUGAAUUGUUUAUGUUAGCCAACCAUGUGGAAACCAUAUGCUGUACUGUAGGUAUAUGUCAAAUAGGCUACUAGUCGAUGUCCUAAAACCUCUCCAUGCUCACUUGAAACCAUACGGAAGAAAAUCUGAGAUAACAGCAAAUUUAAAAAAAAAUCCUGUGAAGUACAGCAUGAUUUUGGAUUCACCUCUAUCCCACAUCUAUAGAGCUGGAAGCAGAAUUUAGCCUAAUAUGAUGGUAAUUAAAUAAAGGAACUCCUAUACUCUGAUACAUCUUCUGGCAUUUGCUCUAAUUCUGGCUUUUCUGCACCACCUGCAGUCAGCUUCCUCAUGUGUACUUGGCCUUUGUUUCCAUUGUGUCAAAGAAGUGGAACUAAUCCUGUCUAGAUCAUACACAAAUCUGUGCAGAGUAGUAUUAUAAGUUAUUGGCAGUGAACAUGUAUUCUAAAAAUUACUGAACAAGCAUUUUUUCACUAAAAGUAAAACCUGUCUCAUAUUAUUUAUUAGUUUCUGCUUUUGCACCUUAAAAAAAACCCAAACAUUUUCAAUGCUACCUUCGGAGUCACUGGUCUUGAGUGAUCGUAAUAAAUACAGUAAGAUUUUUCUACAGUGAUCCUGAGAAAAGUGAAAUGCUAGCUUUUCAUUUACUGUGUUUAUUCUCUUUAAGCCACUGGGGAGAUAAAAACCAAAUGGGCUUGAUUGUCAGGAAACCAUUGCUUCCCUCUGCCAGUGUUAGCCAAAAUGAAUGUGAUGUGAGUGGGGAAUGGGUAUUUCUCCCCAACAUCAGCAUCAAGUCUGGUUCCCCAUCCCUUUCCUUUGCUGACAUCUGCAGUGGGUGCUCUGGAGAUCGCAGAGCCAGCUCUUUAACUUAGUAGCCAUUGUGGCAGGAGCUCAGAGGUAUCUCAGACCACUGUUUGGUAACCAUUUCUGGCUAUAGAGCAUAGCCUGGAUCAUAAAAUUCAACUUUGAAUUAUUCUUAAAUAAACAGAACUUGUCUGUACACUUUGCUUUUGUAUAUGUGUGUUUGCAGCCGGUAGUAAUAUGCAUCUUUAUAAAGAUGAAGCAUUUAUUUAUGGUAGAAAUUCCUGGUUAUCAUGCUGGUCAUGCCUGUUUUGCUAGUUGACAAUCUUUCUCAAAAGGCAUGUAGGCUGGGGAGUUGUUCUGUAGUUUUCCCUGUGGUUUUUCUUUUGUCUCAACCACCUUCAGUCUAAGACAUUCUUAUCUCAUGAUUAUUGUCCACUGAGCAUUUGACAGAUUUUAAAUGGUCAUCUAAUUAAAGUAUAUUAAUUAUGCAUCAGGUCAGGCAUUCUGGGUGGGAGUCACUGAUGUGUGAUGUGUGUAACACUGUGCAGUUUUUGCCAGUGCAGUACCCAUGUUCUUGCAUUAUCCUUUAACCAGACAGAUAGAAUGCCUUGGGACAGAAGGCUCCUGUUUUCUGUGGCUGUACAGGCUGUGGGCUGACAGCCUUGUUUUUUCCUUCAUUGUUCUGGGAUUACUGCACCUAUUUCGUUUCUUGGCUCAGAGGUGGCUGCUUGAAAAGUUUAGGAUCCCCCACCAUCUCACAGGAGGUGUUGAGCACCAUGUCCCUGUGAAUGAUUGUAAAUAAACAUAAAUGAAGGUACUCUGCAGCUUCCCCAGGUCCCUCCAGCACAGCUUACUGGCUUAACUUCACCGACCCAGCCAUCCUCUGAGAAUUAACCCAAAAGGAAACAAGGCUGCAGCUUGGCAUUUUCAUCUCCUUGUAGAUAUCUCUAGAGAGCUUACUUCUGCAGGACUCGUGUGCAUUAGCAGGCUUUGCAGGGUGUUCUGUGGUGGCUGGAGGUGGGAUCUGCAGCAUUUCUGGCCCCGCAGUGUGCUCUGUGUAACUGGAGGCAAUGAAAUGCCUUUGCCUUUUGUUUUUGUAACAGCACUUUGUCCUGAAAAUGUCAGGAUGCUCUUUCCUUCCAAAAACAACUCCGCGUGCUCCGUGUCACUGCUUUACACCUGGUGUUCUGUGUGUUGAGAAUGAGCAUCCCCUCAAGAAGUGAUAAAUGCUAACACUGGAAACAGCAAUUUCCUUGUGUUGACAAUGAUGGUGUUGGGGCAGUCAGCAUCGAGGUGAGCUGCACUGGUCAUAAUUGCCCGAGGAGGCAGAAGGAUCUGUGCAGGGAAUGCCAGCUGGGGAGUGCAGGCUGGAGAAGUGCCUCACCCUGUGAUGUCAUGGCAGCAGAUGGUGCAAAUAGCUGGAAAUCUGGACCUGGUUGUGGGGCUGGAGUCACCUGCCCUGUUUGCUCAUAGGGCUCCUGCCAUUACAGGUGAAAAACACUGUCCAUUGGAAGGCUUCAGAUUGUUGGUAUGCCUGGUAAUUAAGUUCGUAGGCUAUAGGCAGUCCAGGUAAGACAAAAUAUCACCUAUCGAUUCCACAGGUAUCUCCUUGUUCCUUCAGGUUUUGGCAAAUAAGCCCCAGGCUGCUGCCAGCAGGUGUCUCCCUGGGAGCUUGGUUUAAUCUUGCUUGCUGUUUUCCUGUAGUGCCAACCCUGGGAAAUACCGAGAACUCAGUUUCAGGUGUGGCUAAGCUUCAAGCCACCUGUAAGAACAACUAAAUUAAUAUUUUUUUCCUAAUAUGUUGAUUCUAAUAUGUGUUAUUUCUACUUUUUCCAAGCUGCUUGCAAAUGUCCUUUUUUUGAAUAUGCAUGGAGCAGUUUUGGAGAUAAUAUUGGGAAAAUAAGAGAACAUUUGUGUCACUACUUACAUCUCUAGUAGGAGGAAGAGAAAGGGAUCAGUACAAAAAACUGUUCAGGAGUGGAGCCUAAUCUAGGCUCUGGCAGUGCCCUGGAGCCUUCACACCCUUGAGAAUGUCCCUCAGCUCUGUGUCAGUUUAUUCACAUAUUAAAAAUAACAAAAGAUACUUCUUGCUCUUGUUGAAAGGCUCUGCCCUUUAGUUACAUUUAUAUAAUUUUUAAAGCGAAUACUGUGCAAAGCUGAUCACAGACCUGGCAAAGGAGGCUGUUGCCUGGGGUGCUGGAUGUAGUGUGGGUGAUCAGCAGCUGGGUGAUGCUGAUGCCCACUUUGCUGCCUGAAUCCUGACAUUGGCUUGCUGCAAACACAGGGAGUCCAGGCUGUUGCCGUAAGUUUUCCAUCAAAUGCAGAAAUGGAGGUGAGAGCAAGGAGGGGAAAGGUUCAUUGAUUGCUCUUUAACCUGACACAUCCCUGCUAUAUGUGCAUAUGGAAGUGGUGCCUGAGGGAGUUCCUGUGCCUCUGCAGAAUGGAAUUUUUCUGUCUUGUGAAUGAAGGCAGAAAAAUUCACUUUCUUUUAUAUAAUUAUUUGCAUAAAUAAUUAAACUUCAGUAAGGCUGAGGCAAAAUCUUAACAUUGCCACUGCAGUGCAGCACGGAGGAUUCAUAUUAAAGUGGGAAAUAGUGUGCUUUAUCUGCAGUUCGGGUAUGACAGGAUGCUGUGACAAGGCUCAUUCCUGUAGUUCUGUCAAAAGAUGUUUUCUGACUCUAAAGAUCUCCCUGAGCCAUCCUUCAUCAACAGCCUUUCUCAUUGAUUGCUAUCUCUAGGGCUCAGGGACCCACUUUGUCUCUUUCCUCUCUGAAGAUUAUGCUAAUGAGAGCACAGUGAGGAGGGAGCAAUAAGGUGGUGCAAUUUAAAGGGUAUUUUCAAGGGUCCACAACAAAACUGGGGCAGCGCUCCCAAGCACAGUCAGCAGGGAAAGCCACAGAAGCAACACCCUGGUGUGGAAACAGGCUCUGAAAUAGCUGGGGUGUUUGUGAAGGCGGGGGAGAUGUGUGGACAGCCGGGCAGGGAAUGCAGGGUGGGUGCUCCACAGGGCAUAAUGACCAACCUCUGGGAAACCACAGGGGUAAGUGCAGGGCAGGGAGAAGCUGCUUUUGCUCUUUCAAUUGAAACUUUAUGUAAAUACGUGGGCUUUUGGGGUUGGGUGUGUUUUUCCAAGGUAUGCACUGUGGAUUUCCUGGUGCUCUUGAGGUCUGGGGGAAGGCUGUGUGGCUGCUGGAAAAAGCACUGUGGGAAUAUUGUGUUUCCAAGGAUUACUUUGAGGAAAGUAAAUCCUUAUCUCUGUCUCUUCUUCACUUUGAUUUUUCCUUAUGUAUAUGUCUGUGUCUGUCUCUCAGUUACUUAAUUUUAAAAAAAUCAUUAUGAGUAAAGGCUGUGUCUGUACAGCUCCUCACACAUGGGUGUUUGAUUCUUGUUUAGGUGUCUGUAUGAACUGUAGUAAAGUAAUUGGUGAAACUUUACUACAGUUUCCUGGCUCUUAAUGAAUUUAUUUCAGUUUUUGAUGCUUUUGUGAAUUAUUUUGGUUGAGCUGGUGCUCAUUCACUCAGUAUCAUAGUUAUUAUGUUGUCUGCUAUUGAUAUUUAAUUUAAUAAAGCUGAUAGGAAUGUAACUUUUGUACCACCUCUUUUCUAAAUCUACUUAAAGCUAAUGGAAACUUUCAUGUGGCUGAAAACAGGCUAAGUGACAGUUUCACUAACUCUUAAAAACUCCCAUUUCCAGGCAUGUUAGUUUUACAAACACAAGUUUCUUAAAACUUUUGCUUGCUGUGCUCUUAGUUGUGCUAGUGCUCGUAGAUGCUAUUGGAGGGGGCAUGCUGUGACUUGCUGACGUGAUGGCAUUAAUACUGUCAACAUUAUGGUUAAAAAAGUUCUGCUUUGAAGUAAACAGGCUCAUUAAAUCCUUUUUUUUUGUCUCUUCAAAUCUUUAGAACUGUUGUUCUCAAUCAUGCCUGCAGCCAUCUGUCAUGGCUACAUCUUAAAUUGGAGUCAUCUGAUUUCAGGAUUGAAAAUUUUAAUGUCCCUCAGAAAAGUAACUUAAAUCAUCAUAAGUUGAAUGAUUUCAGAUCAGUCUUCUGCAGGAUAAUUUUUUUUGAAUUACCAGGCCAGUCCCUGAGAGCAGAUUUUGAAUGUUGCUGGGCUAUAGCUUAUUCUUGCAGAUUGAAGUUGGAAUUUACUUUCCAUGUGCUUAUUGUGUCUGCCUAGUCUGGUGUUGGAUGUGGUCAGGUCAAAGUGUACAACAGUGUCCUCACACCAGUUUGGUAAAGUUGAUUUUAUCAUAGUGGUAUGGGUUUAAUAAGUAUAGGGUUCCUCACUAACAGAAAUGUGCUUUUUUAAUGAUUUCUAUGCCUAAAUGUUCUGCUUACAGAGGGAUGGCAGGCAUGAAUACUCUGAAAUUGCUGCAGUUGGCUGCUUGGGUAUAAGCAAUGUGUAUUAGAACAACAGCCUAUAUAAUGCAAUGUAUUUGGAGCAGAAGACAAUUCCAGGUGCUACUUCUUUGAGGGUUUUUCUUUUCCUUUGCGAUAGGAAAGUUGAAGGCCUAUUAGAUUCAUUAGGUAGUGAUUAGACAGAAUGAGGCAGCAGCCAAGAUGAUGGCUUUCCUUGCUAAGGAGGGAAAACUGAAGCAUUUGGGAUUAAUGAAAAGCACAUGGUGUUUAAGAAUUAUUAAAGCAAAAAGCGUUUUGCACCUGCCUGGCCUGACAUUCUUGGCCUGGGUCUCUAAGCACCACCUUACCUGUGGCAGAUGGCAGCUGUGAUGUUUAUUGUAUUUAUUAUUCCAUAAAUACCUUGACUAGAUUUCCAUUGUUGAAACCUUAUUCCCCAAAACUCCCACCCAUAAUGAUGUGGAUUGUAGUUUAAAUAGGGUGAUAUAUGUGAGAUAAGAGAAAAAAAGCCAAGGUACUGGUACAUGUCUUGUCAUUGUUCAGCCCCUGGAGCAGUUCAUGCUGAAGCCAGGUUUUUGGGACUCCAAAGCCAGUUGUGAAGGAGAUGAGGUGGUUCAGCUCAUAGUGCCAGAAGGGAGCAGCAGGGGUGGGCUGGGACUGGAGCUGGUGGCUGGGUCAACCUGGGAUAACUGGAUAUGAUGGGAGAGAGAGGGACAGGUGGCAUUGGCAGGACUGACCAGGGUCAGAGGCCACGUGGGUGGCUUUUAAGGUGCAAAACACUGCCUGGUGUGGAUGGUGGGAAGGAGGAGCUGUGUCUGGAGCCAGGGAGAGCAGCUGGGACACUGGGAGAUGGCCAAGCAGGAAACCUUAAUAAUGUGCUGUGCCCAUGGACUUCUGCUUGUAGCUGCCACUCCUUUGUUUUUAAACGCUUAAGCCUGCUGAAGAGCUUAUGCAUGUUCCUUUAUCUUUAGUGGGUUUAUAAACUCAUUUUCCUAGAGAAACCUUUACAACACGUAUGUUGGAGUUAGACAGUGUUGCAGCUAAGCCAUGCAUGGGUUUCAUGUGUGCUAAUGGGAGCAGGCUUCUAACCUUAGCUGAAGCUGUCUCGCUUGGACACCCAGCAGAGGGUGACAUCAGAAGUCACAGCUGGAGAUGGGGGUGCCAGAUGCUGCCCUGGGGGGAAGGCAUGAGCUGAGAUGUCAAAGGGGUGUCUGUCUCAAAAGUAUGGUCCAGUGCUCAUGGCCCUGUGCCUGGCAGAAAGGGUUAAAGAGGAGCACACCCUGUUUCCUUUGGCAUCGGUAGUUUUGCUGGUGUGUUCUUGGCUUGUAAACGGCUCUCAGAUCUUCAGGGAGCUGGGCUUUGCCCACCUAGUGGGGAUCAAGCAUGCAAUUUGGAAGUGCUGUAAUGUUUGUCAGCUUUAGCAGCUACCUGUCUGCCCCUAGUGGAGCAUGCCAUAGGAAUGGUGGGGAGGCAGGUUCCUCUGGUGUCAUCCACUUCCAUCUGCACCCAAAAGAGGGAUUCCUCUGAGAAUGCAAGAGGGUACCAUCUUGCCUGUUUCAGCUGCUCUGGUGCUUGUAAAUGUAACAGAUGAUGAGUGGGCACAGUGGGCCCAGGACAAGUUUAGUCCUUUACAUAGUCAGAUCUGAAGACCAUAGUGGGGCAUCUUUGUGAGGAACAGAGAUGAUGGAAAGCUCUCUUCCCAGUCUGUCAUCACUGGGAUCACAGAGUAGCUGUCUUCUCUAACAAAUAACUAAAAUAUUUGAAUCUGACCUCCUAAAGUUUUUAAAAGCCAGAAGGCAUCUUUUUUCAUUGGAAAGGACAUUUGAGACUCUGCUUUAAAAGGUCCCAGGCUGGUGGUGCAGGCAAGGGACGCGCUGGCCCUUGUUUACCAUGGUUCUUGAAUAGCAGCCUCUUCUCCCCACUUUUCACCUUGCCCAGACCUGAAGGGGUUACGUUUUAAAAUGAAUAAUGACUAAAUUUAUUCGUCAUGGACAAAUGAUGACAGCUGUUGAGAUGCUCCUGUUAGCACUUCCCAGGGGAUAAAGUCAGGCUGGUUGCUAGUGCAAGCCAGCCGAGCCAGGCACACUCAGCUCAUCUUCAUCCCGGAUUAUUUGUCCUGGGUUCCCCUUGCUAGUAGGGAAUUUCCUCCCUAGAAGUGAACCGAAGUUUCCUGGGCUGAAAUGGGUGUUGAUAAUGGGAAUUGUGCAGAUCUGCAGCCGUAGAGAGAGAGGACAGAGGCCAUGGCUGUUUAAAUCCACGUGUGAAGACAGCAUGCUUAAUGAAUGCGAGGGGCAAUGAUUGAUUAUGUUCUGGACUGAAAGCCGCGGCGCUCUGUGAAGCACUCUUACAUCUGGGCACGCUAUGGAAAAUAUGAAGGAAUGUUGAGGAAGCUUAUUUGCAGAAGGAUAUGUACUUAUAAAAUUUUUGAUGAUGAAGACUCCGUGGAUGGGAACAGACCUUCCUCAGCCAGCUCCUCGACAUCUUCAAAGGCCCCUGCAAACUCACGCAGAGUUGGGAUGGGCACUACCCGCAGACUUGGCUCUGCAGCCCUGGGCUCCAAGUCUUCAACAGCCAAAGAGGGAGCAGGUGCUGUGGAUGAAGAAGACUUCAUUAAGGCAUUUGAAGAUGUCCCAACAGUUCAGAUUUAUUCCAGCCGGGAUCUUGAGGAAUCCAUAAACAAGAUCAGAGAGAUCCUAUCAGAUGAUAAACAUGACUGGGAACAGAGAGUUUCUGCGUUGAAAAAGAUCCGCUCCUUACUUUUGGCUGGAGCUGCAGAAUAUGAUAACUUCUUCCAACACUUAAGGCUUUUGGACGGAGCAUUUAAAUUAUCUGCUAAAGACCUGCGCUCUCAAGUCGUACGAGAGGCUUGUAUCACCUUGGGACAUUUGUCAUCAGUUCUGGGAAACAAGUUUGACCAUGGGGCAGAAGCCAUCAUGCCAACAAUUUUUAAUCUAAUUCCAAAUAGUGCCAAAGUCAUGGCCACUUCUGGUGUUGUAGCAGUUAGAUUAAUCAUUCGACACACGCACAUCCCUCGGUUAAUACCCAUCAUAACCAGUAAUUGUACCUCCAAGUCUGUUGCAGUUAGAAGGCGCUGCUUUGAAUUUUUAGACUUGCUGUUGCAGGAGUGGCAAACACACUCCUUAGAAAGACACAUAUCAGUGUUGGCUGAAACAAUAAAGAAGGGAAUUCAUGAUGCAGACUCUGAAGCCAGGAUAGAGGCAAGAAAGUGCUACUGGGGUUUCCACAGUCACUUCAGCCGAGAGGCAGAGCAUUUGUACCACACCUUGGAGUCUUCCUACCAGAAGGCCCUGCAGUCCCAUCUGAAGAACUCUGACAGCAUCGUGUCCCUGCCACAGUCGGAUCGCUCCUCCUCCAGCUCCCAGGAGAGUCUCAACCGUCCACUGUCUGCCAAAAGAAGUCCUACUGGAAGUACAACAUCAAGAGCAUCUACAGUAAGUACAAAAUCUGUGUCAACACCAGGAUCUCUGCAGCGAUCCCGCAGUGACGUCGAUGUGAAUGCAGCAGCUAGUGCCAAGUCAAAAGUGACGUCUUCUGGAGCAUCCACCCCCUUCAGUUCUGCUGCAGCCUUGCCCCCAGGGUCAUACGCAUCACUAGAUGGUACUACCAGUAAAACUGAGGGCCGGAUUCGCACCAGGAGGCAGAGCUCUGGCAGUGCCACCAGUGUCACCUCCACGCCUGCCGAUACCCGAGGCCGCAGCCGGGCUAAAGUAGUUUCCCAGUCGCAGCGAUCCAGAUCAGCUAAUCCUGCUGGUGCUGGUAGCCGGUCUAGUUCUCCGGGUAAGCUCUUAGGAAGCUCCUAUGGUGGCCUGAGCAGUGGAACAUCCAGAGUCCAGCCAGUGCCAUCAUCCUCAGAGAAGCGCAGCAAGAUUCCUCGGAGCCAGGGAUGCAGUCGGGAGACGAGUCCCAACAGAAUAGGCCUAGCACGGAGCAGUCGUAUCCCCCGACCCAGCAUGAGUCAGGGGUGCAGUCGUGAUACCAGCCGUGAGAGCAGUCGAGAUACAAGCCCUGCUCGGGGCUUCCCUCCACUUGCUUCUCGACGUCAUUCCAGGUCCACUAGUGCUCUCUCCACUGCUGAUUCUGUUGGGCAGUCAGACCGGUUUGGACUCGGACAGCCAGGCAGGAUGCCUGCUUCUGUGAAUGCCAUGCGAGUCCUGAGCACCAGCACAGAUCUGGAGGCUGCUGUGGCUGAUGCACUGCUGUUAGGAGACUCCAGGAGCAAGAAAAAGCCAGUGAGGAGGAGGUACGAGCCCUAUGGGAUGUACUCGGAUGACGAUGCCAACAGCGACGCUUCCAGCGCGUGCUCGGAGCGCUCCUACGGCUCCAGGAACGGGGGCAUUCCGCACUACCUGCGCCAGACUGAGGAUGUGGCUGAGGUGCUCAACCACUGCGCCAGCUCCAACUGGUCUGAAAGGAAAGAAGGGCUCAUAGGUCUCCAGAAUUUACUGAAAAGCCAACGGACACUCAGCCGAGUGGAGUUAAAGAGGCUGUGUGAAAUAUUUACUCGAAUGUUUGCUGACCCUCACAGCAAGAGAGUGUUCAGCAUGUUUCUGGAAACCCUGGUUGAUUUCAUCAUCAUUCAUAAAGAUGACUUGCAGGAUUGGCUUUUUGUUCUCCUGACCCAGUUGCUAAAGAAAAUGGGAGCAGAUUUGUUGGGGUCUGUGCAGGCAAAAGUCCAAAAAGCUCUGGAUGUCACCAGGGAUUCUUUUCCAUUUGAUCAGCAAUUUAACAUUCUGAUGAGGUUUAUUGUAGAUCAGACCCAGACUCCAAACCUGAAGGUCAAAGUUGCUAUCCUGAAGUAUAUUGAGUCCUUGGCAAGACAGAUGGAUCCAACAGACUUUGUGAAUUCCAGUGAGACAAGACUUGCUGUAUCUAGAAUUAUAACUUGGACUACAGAACCAAAGAGCUCAGAUGUGAGAAAGACGAUGCAUAGUUGGGUGGGUGAGGAUUUGCCAGCUAGGACAACUACAGCCUCCUCAGGGCCUGGUGAAGGAAACUUGGAAGAGAAGUGUAAACAGGCAGCACAAAUAGUCCUGAUUUCUCUCUUUGAAUUGAACACUCCUGAGUUUACCAUGUUACUUGGUGCCUUGCCAAAAACAUUCCAGGAUGGUGCUACCAAGCUCCUGCACAACCACCUCAAGAACUCCAGUAACACCAGUGUGGGUUCCCCCAGCAAUACCCUUGGUCGGACUCCUUCCCGGCACUCCAGCAGCAGAACCAGCCCCUUAACUUCACCUACCAACUGUUCCCAUGGUGGACUGUCUCCAAGUCGGCUCUGGGGUUGGAGUGCAGAUGGGCUGUCGAAGCACCCCCCUCCCCUUUCUCAGCCUAACUCCAUCCCCACUGCUCCUUCCCACAAGACUUUCAGACGCUCUUACUCUCCCAGUAUGCUGGAUUAUGACACGGAGAACCUAAACUCUGAUGAAAUCUACAGCUCUCUUCGUGGAGUCACAGAAGCAAUUGAGAAAUUUAGUUUCCGUAGUCAAGAGGACCUGAAUGAGCCAAUCAAACGUGAUGGAAAGAAGGACUGUGACAUUGUGUCUCGGGAUGGUGGCCUUGCUCUCCCCAGUGGUGAUGUCCGUGGAAGCAGUGACAUUGUGGAAGGCGGAAGGAUGGCUCUGGAUAACAAAACCUCCCUCCUGAACACGCAGCCUCCCCGCGCCUUUUCAGGGCCCCGUGCUCGGGAGUACAACCCCUAUCCUUACGCUGACACCAUUAACACUUACGACAAGACCGCCCUGAAGGAAGCGGUGUUCGAUGACGACAUGGAUCAGCUUCGGGAUGAAGUACCCAUUGACCAUUCGGAUUUGGUGGCUGAUCUUCUGAAAGAGCUUUCCAACCACAACGAGCGGGUGGAGGAGCGGAAAGGAGCUCUCCUGGAAUUGCUAAAGAUCACAAGGGAAGAUAAUCUUGGAGUUUGGGAGGAGCAUUUCAAAACCAUUCUGCUCUUGCUGCUGGAAACGCUUGGAGACAAAGAUCAUUCAAUCAGAGCCCUGGCACUGCGAGUCCUGAGGGAGAUCCUGCGGAACCAGCCGGCGAGGUUUAAGAACUACGCGGAGCUGACUAUCAUGAAAACACUGGAAGCACACAAGGAUUCCCACAAGGAGGUUGUCAGAGCUGCUGAAGAAGCUGCUUCCACCCUGGCGAGUUCCAUCCACCCCGAGCAGUGCAUCAAGGUGCUUUGCCCCAUCAUUCAGACUGCAGAUUAUCCAAUUAACUUAGCUGCCAUCAAAAUGCAAACAAAAGUCAUCGAGAGGAUUUCCAAGGAAUCGUUGCAUCAGCUCCUACCUGAUAUCAUUCCUGGGUUAUUACAGGGUUAUGAUAACACGGAGAGCAGUGUCAGAAAAGCCAGUGUAUUUUGCCUAGUGGCUAUUUAUUCAGUAAUUGGAGAAGAACUGAAACCUCAUCUCGCACAACUCACAGGAAGCAAGAUGAAGCUACUAAACUUGUAUAUAAAGAGGGCACAGACCACCAACAGCAACAGCAGCUCCUCUUCAGAUGUUUCAACGCACAGUUAAUGGAGAUCUGUGGACAUGUGUGUAGACUUAGAAGCAAUCAACGGUGCCUCUCAGAGACCUUUCUGCUACUCUUCACUGGCGCGCUCCAUCAGCUUAAGGAGGCCAUGCAGAUAUUUAUUGCAAUCAGUAUUUUAGUCCCUUCAAAGCUUUUAUGUAGAAUCUUACUGGUGUUGAAUGUAAAGGAAGCAAGGUCUGUGUCGCAGUCUUCAUUAAAAGUGAACAUCGGAAAGCCAUACUUAAACAUAUUUGUAUAGCCUGCUGAAAUCUCAGAAAUAUGUUUAGGUUAGCAUUCUAACACUGAGUCCAAGAACCUGGGCACAUGUAAAAGUCGAACAAAUCUUGUUGGUUUAGUUGAUACCCAGUUUUGGUUUCUGUGUGUUAGUUACCUGCUCUCUCCCCUCACCCAUUCUGGCUGUGUCCUUCUCUUCUUUCAAGUCUUGUGUUCCUGUUCUGUACUCCCUGUUGCCUGACUUGCAGGGCCCUCCAUGGGGAGAUCUUUGCAGGUGUGGCUGUGAUUCCAGCUUCAGAUGCUUUAAUACUGAGAGAUACCAAGUGAGUAAUGAAAGUAGGUUCUUUUUAAACAUCUGAGUUUUGUACAUAGUUCUGACAGACCCCGGAUGGGCUGAUCUCUCUGUAACUGCUAUCCAGCCAGCUGUGCUGUGCGUAACAGCUGGGCUCUUCCUCUUUUCAUUGACUUUGUAAAUACUGUCCCCUCUCAACCCAUUUGGCUCUUUCAUAUGUUCAAAAGACUCUCCAGGUUACCUGUUGCUCCCCAAAGGGAACCCGAGACCCAGUUCUGGGACCGAUGUCUGCAAAUAGGAUAGUGGAGUUGGGUGGGUGGGAUUGGGUUAGGCUCUGAGUGUGUCAGUGGGUGGGCAGUGGGAGCUGGCAGAGCUGUACUUCAGUGCCAGCUGUUUUCCUUGAAAUCUGUAGCAUCAAAGGGCUGAUCUGCUGCUCUGACUGACCCACUGAUGCUGGAUGGCUUUGUCCCCGCAGCUCCUUUGCACUUUGGGCAAAAUGUUCAUCCCAGAGGACAGAAAGGGUGUCUGAAUCUGAACAGAAAUACCACAUGGAAGCACCUCUGAGCCAGCUGGGACAGUGCUGGUUGCCUGCCACAGCCCCUCCUAUUCCUGAAGACCCUGCAGUGCUGUUAACUGCCUUUAGAAGCCUCCUUUGUGCCAUCUCCAUGCACAGGCUUGCUGAGUGCUCUGCAUUUCAGAAGAGUGGGGGUCCCUCACUGGGCACUGCUGGCAGCAGGGUGCUCCGGGUGAGGUGUUUGCAGCCUAAUGACACAGACCAGGUCAGAGGCAAACCAGCAGCAAUCAAAUACCCCACAGCACUGCCCUUCCCUGAACAGAGACCCUUCUUUCUGCAAAGGGGGAGCUCCCCCUGGCUCUGUCUGUAAACAGGGAAGGCAGGAGGUUGCUAAUUAACAUGCUGUGUUUGGCCCUGGGCUGGAUCCUGGCUGAUGGGCAUGCCCACCCCAAACCUGCCCUGGAUCCCAGCUGGGGUUUUGCCUCCAGUGCCAGUGAUGCAAGAGGAUGAUGGACUUGCAGCUUAUGGCUGCAUCUGUGGUGAUGGAUGUGUUCCCUGGCUGCUCUCAGUGCCCUGGAGUCUCUCCAGCUUUAGGGAGCUGCGGGGACAUCUUGGGAGCAUACUGAGAACAUGAGACUCCAUUACUGCAGCAGGGGAGGGUAAAGCCCCUUCCAUCAAUUAUCCCUCUGUGUUUCAACCCCAUCCCUGAGGAGUUAAGCUGGGAGCUGACACUUGGUGCCAGCUUUUCUCCCAGUUCUCUUCUCAGGAGGGAUUGGGGCUGGUGGGGGACUAUGUGUCACUGGGCUGUAAAGCUUGUUGGUCCCUUUCCCUGCUCACCUGAGAGCAGGAGAGGUGACCUGCUCCUGGUACACACGUGUGCAGGCUUUUGCUGGCUGCAGGGCUCAGCAAAUUCCCUCAUCUUUCCCAACCAGUAAUGCUAUGGCAGGAGAAACCGUGUGCUUUCCUGGGGUGGGGGAUUCCCCCAGGGUCUUUCUGCAGGCUCAGAAAAGCCAUCCUCACUAAAGGGGGGAGAUUGGCUGCUCCAUGAUUCAUGUCUGCCUUUCUCUGGACCAUUUUUUUCCACAUCUUUCUGUAUGCUUGUUAGAAUGCUCUUUUAAAAAUUUUUUGAAUGCUUCAAAUUUGAUUUUAACACAAAUUUAUUUUUCCUUUUGAGGAAAUACUCAGUUGACUUGUUGGCAGCAGUUAAGCUGUCUUGUUUGAAUUUUUAGUAGUGGGCUAGGUUUUUUGGGGGGGUGUUGGUUUUUUGUUUUGGGUUUUUUUUUAAAUUGUGCUCUUAACUGCUUAGUAUUUAUGCCUCUCUUUCUCCCCAUCUCAGCUCAGCAUCUUCUGUUCCAGUUCUGGGGUUCAGAAGGUCAGCAUAGCUGACCAGGUGGUGUUAGUCCCUCCCAGCUGUGAUGGAGCUUGGUCUAUCAUCAUUUGCUGUUUGUUGGUUUUGAUUUUUUUCCUUUCCAUUGAAUGGCACACUGUAGCAAAUCUCCAGGAAUCAAAUUCCUUCCCAAAUGAUUUUAUAGGCUUUAUAAAAUCCUGUCGGUAUGCACUGAGAGUGAACGCACUGUAACGUCCCCGGCCGGGGUCCCAGCUCGUCCUCGAGAGGCGCCUGCGGCCAGCCUGCGCUUCCCGAGCCCCUGGCACCAGAGGGGCUGCAGGGGGAAUCAGCCUGACUUCCUGAAUCAGAUUCAGUUCUGUUCAUCAACAGAUGCUCAUUAAUGUGCUACUUAAUUGCAUUGCGUGAGCUGAGGACUGUCCAUCUUUGAGUACUCUAGGGUAUGUUCUACCUGGACACAGUAGGAGCAUUCUGCUUAGGUAUUUAUAAAUCAUCAAUGUACAUAGUAGGGUCGUUUAGUAUGUUGAACAUGACCCAGUUUUUAUUUUGUGUUUCCUUUGAAGUGCUCAAAGGGCUAGCUCUGAAUGUCACCUCUCUGAUCUCCAGUUUUGACUUCAACAAGCUGUACAAUCAUCUUGUUUUCUCUUCAGCAAGCAUAAAGGUCUCUCUGGCUACAAAUCACAGUGUCCACGCACGCUUGCAGAGGAAGGUCUGCAUGCUGCAGUGCCUCACUGCUCCGGUGAAGCUUGUGUUCACCUUCUCCUGGCAGUAGCCACCUACUGCAGCUGCCUUUUUUUUUUCUUGCUGCCCAUUAUGCAGGGCUUCAAUUUUUCGUACCUUUAAAAAAAAGGAAAAAAAAAAAAAAAAGAAAAAAAAAAGAAAAAAGUGUAUUUUCUUUGCCCACCAUGCUUUAAAAAUCUGAAUGGGAGAAAACUCUCAGCAGACAGCAGCUCUUGGCUGCAAGGUUGCUGAAAUCUCAGAUGUGGAUGUUUUUUCUGCCAUUGGCUGCACCAGUGCUCCGUGGGCAUGGGCAAAUCCCGGCUCCAUCUGCCCCACAGGUCUACGUACUGUAGUUCUCAUGUAGUUCAGAAAUACCGAGGCAUGUGGCUUUCUUAAGGUACACUAUGUGUGCUUGCCUGGAUUACAAUACAAUACAAGACUGUCUUUUUAAUUGCUUAUUACUAGCUUACCAAUAACCUGUAUAAGUAAUGUAACUUGCAUCUUUGUCAUCAGAACCUUUUCUCCCCACCCCUUUAUUUAUCAAGCAUAAUAUUACAUAUUAAGGGACAGAAAAAUAGACCUUUGUAGUACACAGCAGGACAUUGCUAACAAUGUUUUAAAUGGGAAGUAAAAAACGCUCUGAAAAAUGCCAGCCAUGAGAAAUGACUUUGUUGGCACCGUGUUCAUGCGCAUGUAUUUUUUUCUAUUUUUUCCGCUUUUGUCAUGUUACAUCCAUAUCUGUAUUUAUAUCUUAUUUGUUUCACUUUUGAGUGUAUCAUGGCAAUUGUACAGAUGUUUUUUGUUAACAUUUACGUGAUAGAAUUUGCUAAAAAAAAAAAAUUAAAAUAAAACCUUUUGAGUUUGCCCUAGA
This is a messenger RNA of Motacilla alba alba, 19349 nucleotides long. It is a transcript of the gene CLASP1, whose product is annotated as cytoplasmic linker associated protein 1. Bases 11221 to 15378 code for a protein of 1385 amino acids. Gene Ontology annotation, molecular function: microtubule binding; kinetochore binding. Gene Ontology annotation, biological process: mitotic spindle assembly. The record is from RefSeq and is a predicted model, not a curated record. The transcript is spliced from 37 exons. Gene Ontology annotation, cellular component: cytoplasmic microtubule; mitotic spindle; microtubule organizing center. NCBI's taxonomy places the organism in Eukaryota, Metazoa, Chordata, Aves, Passeriformes, Motacillidae.